CUCCGUGCCUCCUGUGCGUUUCCCCAGCUGACGGGGCUGGACAUUAGCCCCCUCCCUCGCCCCUAGUCCCGCUCCGGGGAACCCCCUGUGGGCCAAACUGCUUGAGUAUUGGUGGAUACUAGACGAUGGCCACCAUUUUCACUUUUCGUCUUUUCAAAGUACACACGCUCAUAUUGAAACUGUCCUAAGUGUCUUAGGGAGAUUUGUAGUCACGGGGCUUUUAAAAUCUAGUCAGAGCUGAUCGUUUCAACUGCAGUUCCCUUUUUCAUAGCUGAGGGAGCAUGAGCCAUCUGCACAACUUACUGUUAGAUACCCUCCUGGGAACGAAGCAUGUGGACAGUGCAGCCCUCAUCCACCUCCAGGAGCGGAGCCUGUGUGUAGCAUCACCAGGAUUUACUGUAAUGCCCAGUGAUGUCCAAACACUUGUGAAUGGAUUCGCCAAGAACCCUUUGCAAGCCAGAAGAGAAGGAUUGUAUUUCAAGGAAAAAGACUACAAAUGUGUCCGGGCAGAUGACCAUUCUCUUUAUGCUAAGAAUGAAAACACUGGUGUGGUUGUUGUGAAGACCUGUAUGUAUCUUCUGGUGGCAACUUACACUGAGGGCAUGUAUCCUAGUGUUUGUGUGGAAGCCACAGAGAAGCUGGGAGAAUAUCUAAGAAGAAAAGGAAAUUAAGUCAUCAGAGGACUAUGAAAGACAGCUUUUAUUAUUUUAGAAGAAAACUAUAGAUCCCAAAGAAAAAGUAAUGCCUUAUUUUGUGGUUGAAAAACACUAGGCAGGAGAUACUGAAAAGGAAGAAUGAGUUAAGGGAGCAAUUUUUCUUAUUUCAAGAGAUCCUCUUCUUUAAUUGGAAUUAUUUGAUCAACUUUACUUGUGUUUUUUUAAGUGUUGGUCAUUGGCAUGAAUGUGAGAGCACUGAUAGUUUCAUAGGACAUAUCUGUUGGUAGAUUCCUCCAUGAGUCUCUUGUACUCCUGCACAUCUGGCUGGGUAUGCCAAGAAUGCAGGCCCUAACCACUCUACAUCCAGGCCAUUUCUCAGGGUUAUGUUGCAGGAAGCGACCUUGAAAAAUGAAGUAAUG
Messenger RNA from Diceros bicornis minor, 1075 nucleotides. It is a transcript of the gene PFN4, whose product is annotated as profilin family member 4. The record is from RefSeq and is a predicted model, not a curated record. NCBI's taxonomy places the organism in Eukaryota, Metazoa, Chordata, Mammalia, Perissodactyla, Rhinocerotidae. The transcript has 4 exons. Gene Ontology annotation, molecular function: actin monomer binding. Bases 282 to 671 code for a protein of 129 amino acids. Gene Ontology annotation, cellular component: cell cortex.